This is a messenger RNA of Alnus glutinosa, 585 nucleotides long. RefSeq lists its product as uncharacterized. The transcript has 3 exons. The coding region runs from base 98 to 343 and encodes 81 amino acids. The record is from RefSeq and is a predicted model, not a curated record. NCBI's taxonomy places the organism in Eukaryota, Viridiplantae, Streptophyta, Magnoliopsida, Fagales, Betulaceae.
GGGGCCGAAAAGCGAAAAACAAACUUCUCCUAUUAAGAAGGAUAUCUAGGGUUUAAGCACUUGGUGAGGAAGACGAAGGCGAACCGAAUCGAGAGACAUGUCGAAGAAGAACAAUCUCGCCCGUAGAAAAAGGCAAUAUGAAUUCGAUCUUCGAAGAGAGAAACAAGAAAAGGAAAAGCAGACCCAGAAGCUUCAUGCAAAGAAGAACAAGAUGAAAGUUGGUGCUAGCAACAAGAAAAAGAAGGCCGGAAGUGGGUUUCAAGUGGGGAAGAGAAAGGUGAAGACCAAAUUGACGGCAUUGGCAAAAGCUAAAGCUGCCCAAGCAAUGGAGAUUGAAAAAUGAGGUUUCAUUUGAAAGAUUUUACAUGUAUGUGGUGAAGCUAACAAGAAAAACAUGUCGGAGCUAAAAAUAUGCACAAUUUGUUGAGCUUAAUGAUUCGUAAUUUAGAUGGAAAAGUUAAUGUUAUCUUCACUAUCACUUUUGUUUUUGUUUUUGACCCAAUUUUCUUAUGGAAAUUAUGUUUCUAUAUUUGCUAGAAGAUUUGUAUGCUGUAAUAAUCUCAUGUUGACAUGCUUACUCUGUUC